CACAACAAAAUAAAUAGUGGCACAUUGCUUUGUUAUUGUUGUGAUCCAGCCAGCUGUCAGACUUCAAUUCCGACUUAUCAUCACUGUCCUGAUCGCUGCACAGGCCAUUUCAGAGUAAUUAGGCACCAGAAAACUGUAUCUUCCAGAUCAACAAGACGAUGGAAAGAAGAAAUCUUACCAAUAGAGAAUAAGACAGCGUUGAUAUACAAUAAACGAUGUAGUGUAUAGAUGGAACGUAUACAUCAGUCUCUCCUUGCUUGUUGGGCUCCAUCUUCUGACCAACAUAUUCUUUGUCCAAUGGGUAACGAUGAGAGCAAGUCCUCAGGGGACGGUCACAGUGGCUCCAGUGGUUCCUACCCUCCAGCAAACUUCCCCAACCUCUGCAAGAAAGAUUCAGCCAAGGCUUGGACACUGUAUCAUCAGUGUUCAUUGGAGCAGUGGAAACAAGGCCAUUCAGAUGCGGCCGGUUUCCGGGAGACAGUGCUCAACUGUGAUGGCAUCGUGUAUAAAGACUGUAGUCCAGCAUUUUGUAUGAGCCGUCAAGGCAUCAUCAACAUCAACAAAUCAUCCUCCAUCUUCAGUUUUAGAAAACGUUGUAAAUUUACAAAGAUGGCCGAACAUUUUGAAUACAACCACAUCCCUGCUCAACUUUCAUCAAUUCAGAAUUUCCAUGUGAAGAGUGUCCUGUGUUAUCGUGAUAACUUGGUUGUGUUACAUUUAGUGCGCAAUCUGAUGACACAGUUUGGACUACUCGAUUUGAAAAUGAAUAAGUUCCUCGGAAUAUUCGGGAGGCAAAGCGUUGAGUUUUUCAACGAGGCGAUAUUUGGUGAGAUGAGUCCUGACGAGACGAAGUGUUUAAUCCUAAUCCCACCAGAGAAGGCAAACACUGGUGGGAAUUACUACAACUACCUUCUGAAACUUUAUGAUCUGCCAUGCAAGCAGUUGCUCACCGAAGUGCAACUUGGAUAUGACUUGUGCCAUUUCGCGUUCGAUCCACGUUUCGCGUCAAGCCGUAUUACGGUGACGAACUUUGAGCCGAACCAAAUGAACAGUCUAAGUCUUGUGAAACCAGGGACUUGGGAGGUUCUCAGAUCAAACCAUCGCGUCAAUGAUACGAUGCGCGGGACAUUAUAUCCGUAUUUAAAAGAUCUGAAAUUUACACCAGAUGGAUCCUUAAUCGUUGCCACUUUAAUCGAAACUGGUUGUACUUGUCGAGACCGUAAGACACGGAACUACCGACCACUUAAUUGUAGUAUCUAUGUCUUCAAUGCAGACACCGUGGAGACGCUCCACUGCAUCCAGUAUCAGCGAUUCACAUGCGGCCAGCACAUGUGUCCCAUCAACUACACACCAGUGUUCUCAACAUGUGGGAACCGGAUGGCCGUCAUAGUGAAUGUCCAGGGUAUGCCAACCUGCCAUUUCGUACAAGUCUACAAGUUGCCAUCUCCGUUGAACAUGCAGAGCAUGUGUCGUGUUGUCAUCUGCCAGAACUUCAACCCAGAGGAGAUUCCCGACCUGAUGCUGCCUCCGAAACUCAUCAACUACUUACUCUUUAAACCAGAGUUCAACUAAACAUCUUCUCUACUGGGAUCACCAGGCUUUUGUAAACCAGGUUGUAGUAUGGUAGAAUUGCUGAUGUGAAGACACCCAAUGAAUCGACGAAUGUUGUCCUUCUGAAGGUGGUCUAGAUUACUAUGGUCUAAUGUCAAGGCCAGAUGCACCAGCUUAGGCUGGUGAAAGGGACAAAAAGUUGUUGUCUGAAAAAAUGGUUGCAGUAUUUUGCAGCUUGACAACCAGUCAUUUCUUCCAGUCGUUGCAGAGAUUAUGUGAAAACUUCACGUUGGGAAAUAAGUUUAGCUCUUAAUUUUUUGCCAUGAUACACUUUUAAAGAUGGCGAAACGUUCGAAGAAGAUGGCGUUUUGUGGAUUGAAUUACAUUGUAUUGAACAAUGUAUAAACGAUUUAUUAAUUUAUAAACCAGGAUUACAACCUGGAUAUGUAUUGCUGUAACCAGUGUCAGAACUACAUACUAUUAGUCUUGUAGGUUGAAUGUACAAUGAUAUGUACUGUAAAGUAAGUGGUCGCGAUCGUUUCAUUUUCACGAUGUGGAAGGCAGAUGCGAACAUUAAACUUGCCAAAAUUUCUACUCCAAUGCAAUAACUAUAGUUUUUUCGCUGGAAAUGUGAAUUGCGUCAACAGAAAAUGGCUUACUUGAAAAUAUCUAAAUGUAUGAUUCUUCAUUGGUAAGUUUGGUCCACUUAGUGUAGAGUUGUCAGUUGAUGUCGUUGUCUUGACGCCAGUGUACAGGAAUUGGGGGGAAUCUUAUCGGGAUGAUUAGGGGUUCAACUUCUCAUCAGGUGACAGUUGUGGGACCCUUGAUGGUUUAAAUAGACUCAGCAUAGUGCUGGCAGUUCCUGUUUGUAUCUGGCUUAUAUUCUAGUCAUAUGUAUCUAUUAUAAUACUAAUUUCAAUUGAAGUGAGGGUGCUAUUAUAUUGUAACUCAGUGAUUUCAUUUAUUUUUAAGGUACAUUUUUACAUUUUUUUGAGUGUGAUUUAUUGUUUCAUGAUCAUUGUUCCGUUUUUACAAAGGAAAUCAAUUUCAUGUCAUGAAAUUUGUUGUGCAUGUAAGUUUUUGAAUCUUUCAGUUUCAUACUGUGAUGUUUCUCAAAGUUUCAAUAUCACUCUAACAUUUUGCCGAAAACGUGCUUACAUAUGUGCUGCUGGUCAUAGAAAGACUAAAGAUGCCUCAGUGUUCUACACAAACCGGUAAAACAUAUAGUGUUCCUUUUCCAACAGAUAUCCAUGACUCUGACCCACUUGGUGGUAGGUAGUAAUGCCUUACGAUGGGAAGUGGAAAUGCCUGAAAUACAUACCUAACUAUGGGAAUUGGAAAUGCCUGAAUUAGAUAUGCCUGAAAUUAUCAAACUGUGGGAAAUGUCAUGCCUGACCUCAUGUUCCCUGCUAAACCACUGCACCAGUCAUUUUGCUCAAUCUCUCAGUAAUUAAGAUGUUAAAGAGACUGGUAAACUCAUCUUCAUUGCCUAAUUAUUCAAGUUUGCUCCGGGAAAUCAAUCUCUCUUCUAAGCUGACUCCACUUUGCCAAGGUAAUGAAGUUGGUGAGCAUUGUGAAGUGCAUUUAAAAGGAGAACCCUCAGGUUCAUUGAAGAUGAUGAACGAGAUGGAAAUUUUAGGUUUUUUAACCAUCCAAUUCUUGGCACUCUUAUUAAAUUACAGCCAACUCGUCUGAUUUUUUCAUCUCAGUUAUCUUUAGAUGUGGCCAUUUAUAAUGUCAUUAAUGACAUCUGACAUCAAUUUUUAAUGAAAAUAAUUAGGUUAUAUACACUGUGACAUAAGAAAGUCAUGUUAAUUUCCACGUACUCAAAACCAAAUUUUCUCGAAAGUUUCAAAAAGCUUCUGAAAAAAUGAAACUGUGACUCGUAUUCUGUGAUCUCAAGAGAGAGAUGUUUGAAAAUAUUUCAUUGGUUAAUUCGAGCUGUACCAUUUUAGACUCAUUGUUUCUUUUUAUAAGUUAUUUCAUCUUUAUUGUACAUUCUUUGUAUUUUGUUAUGUUUCCAGAUAUGAGGGAGUCAAGUUGUGCAUCUAUAGUGUAGUGUUGAUGCCUAGUUGGUUCUCUGAUGAUCCAUUGCAUAACUAAACUAAUGGAUGAUCCAUUGCAUAACUAAACUAAUGGAUGAUCCAUUGCAUAACUAAACUAAUGGAUGAUCCAUUGCAUAACUAAACUAAUGGAUGAUCCAUUGCAUAACUAAACUAAUGGAUGAUCCAUUGCAUAACUAAACUAAUGGAUGAUCCAUUGCAUAACUAAACUAAUGGAUGAUCCAUUGCAUAACUAAACUAAUGGAUGAUACAUUGAAUAACUAAACUAAUGGAUGAUCCAUUGCAUAACUAAACUAAUGGAUGAUCCAUUGCAUAUAGCAACAGAUUAUCCAUUGCAUAUCUCUGCAUAUUACCAAAAACUCAUGAGUUUUUGAUAUUACUGAUGUAUUACAUGCAUAUUACAAUGGGUUUGUCCAUUGCAAACAUGUGUUAUAGUCAUUGUUCAUGUAUUGGAAUUAGUACAGGGUUGAUUAUCAAUAUAACGUAUCAGUAUCAUUGAGACAUUAAGCUUCAGUGCGUAUUCAAUGUCUAUAAACAACAGUAGAACCUCUCUAUUAAGGACACCCUCAGGACUGACAAAUGCUGUCCUUAUAGAGGUCAAAUUGAACGGACCAAUUUGUUACCAAAACUAGUGUCCUUAAUAGAGAGGUGUCCACUAAGGGAGGUUCCACUGUAGUAUCUAUAUACUCUUAAGCUAGUGUAGGCCUGCUAUUAAGCCUAAUUAUUGUGUGAUGGUGCUCAAAUAAACUAAAGCCAUAAAAAUUGCAUAUUUACUUGGUAUGUGUAUCACUAUUAUGUCUGUCUUGUCAGUGGGGCGUGUUCUAUUUAACCAAGUGACUGAGCUAUUCGCUCCAGUAUCAUUAUCAUAUUUAAAGACAAGGUUGUACUAUGUUAGAGGUAGUUGUUCAAAAUUGUAACUGUUUUUCAAGUAAAGAGUCUCUGUGUAUUAGUUUACAAAAAGGUGGAAUGGAUAUGAUCUGAUUAUGGUUUUUGGCAACUUAAAUCUUAUCCCAAAAGAGGUGUUGCAGAGAUGUAUAGACAAACAAGUCUGUUCAUAGAAGCGUGUUUGGAGAAUAACUAUGCUAUAUACCAUUGUGAUGGCAGGAAGGCUUAGAUAUGGACAAUAGAUUGUACGUCAUGAGAUUAAAACAUAAGACACCUUGAAGUUGUUGCCUAUCUGAGGGUUAGGUUGACUCGUCAUGGUGAUAUUUUGAGGGACAAGGUUGAAACACGGUUACAAUUGGAUGAGAUUGUGUUAGAAUAGAACAAAUCUACUUAUCUAUAUCUUUCAAUAGCAUGUGCUUUUUAGUACUCCGGUGAUUUAGGGUUGAGCUAUUUAAGACUGUGGAUUGUUCAUGUUUUUAGGCUAGAUUUGGCCGGGGAAUUUUGCCAAUUCAGGCAGGCUCAAUAUGAAUCAUAAUAAAGCGCAUUGAUGAUUGUUAGACUAAGAACGGCUGAGAUAUUUUCGAAGGCAACGUCAGAAAGCUCACAACUGUAAUGAAGUGAAACUCAACAAUGCCCGUUCUAUGCAUUUUGAUACGAGAACCAUUCAUGCCUGUUGCAAGAAGUCAAAACUUAGGGGGUCAAAUUAAGGGCUGCAUAACGCACACACAUUCACAUCAUUUUUAUCAAUGAUAUAUAUUUAUAUAUAUGUAGAGGAUGAAAAUACCAUAUUUUCGGUUUAGAUAAUCUGAGUCAAACGAACCGUCCCCUCUAGCAACAGGCAUGCAAUGAGGAAACUUUUCAUUUUUUCAAAUUUUCCACUUUUUCUUCUCAUCAUGCUUACUUCUCUCUUUUGUAUAAGGUGUUUUACUACUCGGCUAAAACCAUGACAGGAGGCUUGGUAGUUCUUACAUAUUGAACUGAACAAAAAUCUCAUUGAAGCAUGAAAUUGUUUGGUCAGAGCGGCCUAGAAAUGUCUUUUCUACACCUUUUUCACUUCCCCUAGCACCUUCCUUUAUCUCAGUUCUACCACAGGGAGUAUUCAGUAGACACAUUGGCUGAAAUGCUUUUACUCCGGUUUUGUACAGGAAGGCCUAGUGUAAAUGUACAUGGAGAUUUAGAUAAAAGCAUUUGCUAGUCUUUAUUCAUAUCACCCAUUGGCUGAGAGAUGACCUUGGUAACUAGCGUAAGUUUGCCUCUAUAUCAGGACAGAGACCCAAUUCGAUGACUUCGGCGUGUUGGCCGUUUAAAAACGCCGACUGAAUUCUUCUAAGUCGUGAGGCCAUUGUGAUGUAUGUCAGAUUCUUAUAAAACAAUGGACAUGAUUACCACCUGUUGUUUGUGUAGAUGUUCUCUCGAUGUCUGUAUUCUAAAUCUUGUAAUGUAUGCUGGAUUACUUUAGCAAGGCUGGGCUGGUCCCCCUCCGAUUUACCAUGGUGAUUUUCAAAUUUCACCAUGGUAAACAUUGAAGUUCACCGUGGUGAAUUGGGAUGGUUAAAUGUUUCACCGUGGUGAUCAUAUGAGUUGAGUUUUUUGGAAGUUCAAAUUCUGAAAAAAUUUCUAAGUCCAAAUAUUUUUUUCACUUGAUUUAUUUUCGGCUCAAAAUGAAGAGAUAUCACCAUUUUUGGACUUUGGAAAUUUUUCCGAAUUAUGAACUUGAAUGAAAUAAUUCUGAAAGAUGAAAAAAAAUUAAGUCCAAAUAUUUUUUUCACUUUUUUUUCUGCUCAAAAUGAAGAAACAUCAGCAGUCCCAAAAAAUUUUGACUGAAAAUUUUCAGAAUUUGAAACUUUUAUGAAAAAAUUCAACUCCAAAUGGGAAGUUUGAUAUUUCUUAGUAAGGAAAUGACUAUGCCGGUGUGAUUUCGAUAGAUAAAGUUUGAGCUUUCAAGUUAUAUUCCAGAUUACUGAGGGAGAUGAAAUUGUGGAAUAUUUCCAUUAGAAUCGGGCAUUUUUUGCUCAAUGAUUUUGUUCAGGCUUCCAGUUAAAGAGGACGAUGUACAUCCAUGAUAUACUCCAUGGGUUUCAAUAAUGUGAGAGUGAACCUUGCAUAAUCAGACUUGGAUCCUAACAUAUAACGGACAGGUCUUCCAAGUCCAAGAUUUGGUAUAUAAUACAUGUAUUACAGAAAAAAGCCUGGUUCAAGUCAGUCUGAUUUAUGCAAGGAUUACUUGUCCCUUUCAGAAAAACAAUGGUGGUCUUAGUUUUUUGCUGUCAAUGUUUAUGUCAAUCGUAGUGUAUGUAUUCAUAUCUGAUUGUUUGUUUCAAUUUCAAGGUUACCUAAACACCUUCAGCGCCGAACCACGCAGAUCUUCGCGGCCCAAAUCCCCCUCUUUGAGCUGGUUAUCGGAGUCUCAUGGACUUCAUGGAAGAACUACGCCAUCGCCAUCUUCAGGGCAAGGUAGAAACUGGAAAGACCUCUUCUUGUCGUUUCUGUUCCUACCUUGCCCUGAAGAUGGCGAUGGCGUAGUUCAUUCAUGAAGUCCUUGAGACUCCGAUAACCCGCUCAAAGGGGAGGGGGAUUUGGGCCACGUAGGUUCGGCGCUGACGGUGUUAAUCCCUUAAAUAGGGUAACGGUCCUCAGUUUCUAAUCUGAAAUUGUGUUAAAGCUGAAAUAAAGAAGUGUGUCAAGAUAAUGUCUGGCCAGCACUACAUGAUUAACACAGUCAGUUUCCCUGCUAAAAAUGAAACAUGGUCAUGACUUCAAUGUCGCCAUAUUUUGAAUUCAUACCAUCGUAAUCUUGAUAGCAUUUUGUGUUUUCGUACACAAUUGUGAACUUUGUAAACUUUGGCCAAAACUAUUGUUUAAGUGAAAAGCUCAUGUUGUCUACCUGAGAAGUACUUUGCCAGUGGUAGUGCGUGUAGUGUCAGAUAGAGCUUCUUAAAGAUUCUAGCUACUGAAUGCUGCCAGGGUUAUGAUGGGAGGGACUGCACAUCAUCUGAAUAUUGUACAUAUUGGAGGGGUGAAAUAUUUUUGAAAGUGUCGAUAUAUUCAGUAGGUGUGUGGUAAUGCCUAUAAUGUACACAAGGUUGCAAGGUCCAUAGUGUCUUCAUGUGCUCAUUCAUAUAAUAAGUGGGUGAAAUAUUACCUUUUUAGUCAAAACAUAUCAAGUUUAGAAUUGAAUGUGUCUGGUUUCGUGGUCAUGUUUUAGUGCCAAGUGGUUUCCCUGCAAUAAGUAAACGUUUUCACUGUACAUGUAGAUGAUGUAUUGUUAUGUCACCAGUUUGCCAACAGAUUUAUUUAGCUCACACAGUACAUGUGUCGACCAGCGGGUCAAAUAUUUUCUGCCUAGCUUCUAUCAGGGUGAGGGGUGGAUCCAGGGACUGAGAAAGGGGAGGGUGCCUUGAGAGAGCCGCGCUGCCUUGGUGUUCCUUUAGGAAAAAUGUCCCAAAAUUCAUGGUCAGUUUCAAAGUUUGGGGGCACCUCCCUUGGAUCCUCCACUGUCUAUGUCGCUAAGUGUGGAGUGAUGGCGUCAACCUGGCAUAAUACACAUUUUUGAGAUAGCUUUUUUUAGUGGGAAGGGCUAUGUACACAAAGUUUUGGAUAAAUGUAAGCCUAAAAUAUAUCAAGAUCGACAAUAUAGGUAGCAGCUGGGCAGGCAAAAUAAAGUUACAUGAAGUCGCCAAUAGGGGUCUCUCACAUCUCAGAGUACGUCGAAAUGAUUCCUGCCAGUAUGAGGAAUAUAUUAAGUGCUGAAUCUGACAUGACCCAGGGCCCUUACAGUGUAUAUUAGUUACCUGGAGAUGGCCAAAUUAGCCCCUCUGCUCCUGUAUAUAGUCCCUUUAAGUACAAACUGGGAUGCCUUCUUGUCAUUUUAUGAACAGAUUCUGGUAAACUUCAUUUUUAUUGUGCUGUGGUAUUUGAGUGAUGCUGUGGCUAUACUAGAUACUGAGUAUCUUACAACAGUUGUAAACUAGUUGCUAUUGUUACUGCUGUGGAAGAUUUGGUUAUCAAGUGCUGCAUUUAAAAGAUGUUUACAUAAUAAAAUUGUUGAUCCAUGGAUAAAA
This is a messenger RNA of Lineus longissimus, 8560 nucleotides long. RefSeq lists its product as uncharacterized. NCBI's taxonomy places the organism in Eukaryota, Metazoa, Nemertea, Pilidiophora, Heteronemertea, Lineidae. Gene Ontology annotation, biological process: intracellular signal transduction. Bases 229 to 1572 code for a protein of 447 amino acids. The transcript has 5 exons. The record is from RefSeq and is a predicted model, not a curated record.